UCACCUCUGCUCUGACAGUCGAACGUCGACGUCAAUGAUCGAACACGGAAACAGAGUUGUUGUGAUGGAAGUUCAGCGGCUCCUCCGGCUGUGCGGUGACCGGGUUUAGUGGCUGUCAGCGCGGGGCUGGACGACGUGAGAGCGGGCCGCUGCGGAGCGUGUGGCCGAUGGACCGCGGCGCUGGAAACGUCGCGGGGCUUCGACCUCUGUUGUCGGUUUAAUAGCGUCAGGCGCUCGGACCCUGAGACGCGGAGAGCUGGGGGUCAUGGAGGCGGUGGGACGACUUCUGCUGCCGCUGCUGCUCCUGUCCUGGGGAGGACAGCAACUACAGGUCGGGGGGGUCCGGUCGGUCACCCUCCCAGAGUCCCUCUUGUUCGUCUCGACACUGGACGGUAGUCUGCACGCUGUCUCCAAACAAUCGGGGGAGAUCAAGUGGACCCUGAGAGAAGACCCCAUCAUCCAAGUGCCUGUCUACCUCUCAGAACCAGGUUUCCUCCCAGACCCCAAUGAUGGUAGUUUGUACAUCCUGGGCGGAAAGCACAAGGAAGGCCUGAUGAAACUACCUUUCACAAUCCCAGAGCUGGUUCAGUCAGCUCCCUGCCGGAGCUCUGAUGGUGUCCUCUAUACAGGUAGAAAACAGGAUGUGUGGUUCGUGGUGGAUCCUGAGACCGGUGAGAAGCAAACCAGUCUGACCACCUCCUCCUCUGAGUCCAUCUGCCCCAACUCUCCUCUGCUCUACAUAGGACGCACAGAAUAUGUUGUGACCAUGUUCGACACGAAGACGCAGGAGCUGCGAUGGAACGCCACAUACAACGAUUACUCAGCUCCUCCUUAUGAUGAGAAGCAGGACUACAAAAUGGCUCAUCUUGUGUCGAGUGGGGACGGCCUCGUCGUGACAGUGGACAGAGAGUCAGGUGACGUCCUGUGGACUCAGAACUACGGCUCACCCGUCGUGGGCGUGUACCUGUAUUCCGGCGACUCGCUGAGACACGCCCCCCACCUGUCCCUGGCCAUGGAGACGCUGCGCUUCCUCACCUUCUCUGCCGGCGACCGCACGGACGCACACUCCACGCUGAAGUGGAGCUAUCAGUUUGUGAAGGAGCAGGCAAGCGCAAAAACACAACUCGUACCAACUCUCUAUGUUGGAAAGCUGGACACUCACCUCUACGCCUCGACCUCCCUCGUCCACCACGGAAUCUCAUUAGUGCCUCGGGGUCUGACCCUGGCUCGGAUCGAAGGUCCUGUGACGGCCGGAGUGACGGUGAGUGAGCGAGGGGAGUGUGAGAUCAUACCGUCCACUGACAUACGCUACCCUCCGGGGACCACCAACAGCCGGAAGAACCACUGGCUGCUAAUAGGUCAUCACGAGCUGCCUCCAGUCGCCCACACCACCAUGCUGAGGGAUUUCCCCGUCAGCCUGCAGCAUUCUGGCGAGGCUGUCAUCCCCCCUCGCCCCCCCGGCUCCCCUGCCUCCUACUACCACCAGCGCUAUUUCCAGUCGGUCGGUGGGGGCCACAGAGACACCAGCGGGGACAGAGGAGGGGAGGACGUGGACGGGGACGGGGACGCUCCGGGGCCGACGCAGCCUCGGAGGCCGGUCGCCGCGCUGCCGGUCUACAUGAGUCCGGACCGCCUGACGCUGGCUGUCCUGACGCUGCUGCUGGGAGGAUGGGUGGCCUUCGCGCUCACGUACCCUGGUCGAGCAGCCCAGCAGCUGAAAGCUCAGCGGCAGCUGGAGGAGGCGUUUGAGUCUCGUCUCCAGUGCUUACAGACCAACAUGCAGACCAGCACCCAGACGGGGACCUUGGUCUCCACAGACACGACUCUCUCCACCGACACAAACCUCUCUGGUGACUCUGCACCUGCAUCGGCCCCCCCUCCACCGAGCCCUCACACUCGGAGCAGCAGCACCUCGGACGCUGGUAAAAAUCAUACAACGGGUCACAGUCCCACAGCAGACCUCUCAGAAGGAAACACUGAGGGGGUGCAGGUCGGGAAAAUCUCCUUCACGCCGUCGGACGUCCUCGGACACGGCACAGCAGGAACCUUUGUGUUCAGGGGUCAGUUCGACGAGCGCCACGUGGCGGUGAAGCGAAUCCUGCCAGAGUGUUUCGAGGUGGCAGAGAGAGAAGUGCAGCUCCUCCGAGAGUCGGACACUCACCCGAACGUGAUCCGCUACUUCUGCACGGAGAGAGACCACCUCUUCACGUACAUCGCCAUCGAGCUGUGCGCCGCCACGCUGCAGCAGUACGUGGAGGAUCCAUCCGGCUUCCCUGAGUUGAAUCCUAUAACUCUACUGGAGCAGACCAUGUGUGGCCUUUCACACCUGCACUCACUCAACAUAGUCCAUCGAGACCUGAAGCCCAGGAACAUCCUGCUGUCGGUUCCCAGUGCGCUGGGUCAGGUCCGAGCGCUCAUCUCGGACUUCGGACUCUGUAAGAAGAUCCCGGACGGUCGCUGCAGCUUUUCCAUGCGGUCGGGGAUUCCGGGAACUGAAGGGUGGAUAGCUCCUGAAGUACUGGGGGAUACGCCUGGAAAUAAACCAACGGCAGCGGUGGACGUGUUCUCAGCCGGUUGUGUGUUCUACUACGUGAUCAGCAGGGGGCAGCACCCGUUCGGCGACGCACUGAGACGACAGGUCAACAUCCUGGCAGGAGAAUACUCCCUCUCAUGUUUUAUGGAGGAUAUACACGAUAACGUCAUAGCCCAGGAUCUGAUCGAGCAGAUGAUCGGGGCCGAGGCCGAGUCCCGUCCGUCCACCGCCUGCGUGCUGAAGCAUCCCUUCUUCUGGAGUCUGGGGAAGCAGCUGCUCUUCUUCCAGGAUGUGAGCGAUCGCAUCGAGAAGGAGGCGGCGGACAGUCCCAUCGUGGUCCGACUGGAGACUGCCGGCCGAGCCGUGGUCCGGGCCAACUGGAGGAUGCACAUCUCAGGGCCUCUUCAGACAGAUUUGAGGCGAUUCAGGACGUAUAAAGGAAACUUGGUGCGGGACCUGCUGAGAGCCAUGAGGAAUAAGAAACAUCACUACCACGAGUUGCCUCCGGAGGUGCAGGAGACGCUGGGCGAGCUGCCCGAAGGCUUCAUCAGCUACUUCACCUCGCGGUUUCCCCGGCUGCUGAUGCACACGCACGCCGCCCUGAGCAUCUGCGCACACGAGAGGCCGUUCCACCCUUACUACCUGCCCCCCCCGCGCCCAGCCACGCUAAAAUGACUCUGCUCUCCUGGACUCCACACGAGCACACGCGUCCAUGGACCUUUUGGUGAGCAAAGGAAAUCGCUGACAGUGCCAUGUUAUUGCUUUUGUAAAGCCCACACUGUUUACGGGACGGUUACAGUGUUGUUGUUGUUGUUUUUUCUAUAAACCUUGAUUUGUUUCACAGAUCCAUUUAAUCUUUUUUCCUGCAGUUGUUGUUCAAGGACUAUUUGUUUUUCAGAUUAAAGUUAGAAACCACUCAGAAUGCAGAUCUUUCUGCACACGGUUGUUAUAUCAAUAAUAUCAAUAUGAAAUCUUUCAAAUGCAGUUGCCACAUAUUUGUUUUCAGUUAAGUGCAAUAGUUAAGCUUUUUCUUUUUUUAAUCACUACAGAUCCGGGAGCGCAGUAGUUCUUUGAAUUCACUUGGGGGGGGGGGGGGGGUAGCCCUGAAGCCGACAUGUUCCACCUGUGAAGUUUGAUCCAGUUUGGUGUUGAGGUGUUUUGCCUUUUAAGUGAUGGAGAUGAAAGCUUCUCCCGUGAGUUGAAACUUUCUCGUUAAUUUUGGAAAAGCACAGUCGGCUUUUUUUCCUCCUCCAGUGAACACAACAGACUUCUGUGCUGGAUGAGAGACUUUGGCCUGUGUGCAGAGAUUCCUUCAUCUUUACUCUUUGAUGCAAUUCUGUCUUUUUCUUUUUAAUUCACAGUUGAAUUUUGCAAUAUUUGUAUUGGAAUGAGGACGAGAAGGGGGAUCCACAGUUUCCCAGAAUAAGACACUUGUUUUAUCCCAAAUCACCAAAUGUCCCUGAAAUAUCAUCGUCUCCCUUUCCUUUCCUGUCCGUCUCUGUUACUGUGUCUGAUGUCCUACAUACAAACAAAACUCAUCAACUACUUUAUUUUAUAGAUUUCUUACCUUUAGAGGAUAAUUCAGAUGAGAGAGGGGGGGGGGGGGGCAGUGUUGCUCAGGUCUCAGAUUGUAGCUUCAGGCUUUAGUUACAAAGAAAAAACGGUUACUGAAAUAUGAUUAUUGUGGAAGGCGAAAAACAAACACAACUAUUUUGUCACAACACUGGACGACAACAGGCGGCUGGAGAGCUUGUGUCGGCUGACAGAUGUUCAGUUCCCCGUCCUGCUGCUCGUACGUCCACUUUGCCCCAAAUCACUGCAAUGUCUGAUGUUAUGUAUUUUAUGUAAUUUAUGUAUUUUGUGUAUUUUAUGUAUGUGUCUGUUACUGCACUGCUGGAGGAUAAUACUCACAUAUCAAUGGCACCGUGUAAAUAAAAACAACAGAUGGGGAAAUGUGUGUUUUGGGCAAUGAAGCAGAAAUGGCAGCUUUUCGUUUGAAGUCACGGACAUGUAUGUUCCAGGUUGUGCUGUUUACACGCGUGUAACCGAGCUGUAGUUUGUUUCAUCGAUGGAUCCCCCCCCCCCCUUCCCCCCCCAAAUGUCUCUGCACUGCUUCAUCUUUUUUUCAAACCUUCACAGUUUCACACGAUGCUGCCGAGUCGUGUGAGAUCUCCGGAUCAGGGUUUUGUUUCGAGUUCUGCGGUGGAAUGAAUGAUGAAGAAUUCAUCUUUUGUACUUUGAAUUAAAUUGAUGCUUUGGGUGUGCCAAAGAAUGAAGUCAA
Messenger RNA from Platichthys flesus (European flounder), 4814 nucleotides. It is a transcript of the gene ern2, whose product is annotated as endoplasmic reticulum to nucleus signaling 2. Gene Ontology annotation, molecular function: ATP binding; RNA endonuclease activity; protein serine/threonine kinase activity. The record is from RefSeq and is a predicted model, not a curated record. Gene Ontology annotation, cellular component: IRE1-TRAF2-ASK1 complex. NCBI's taxonomy places the organism in Eukaryota, Metazoa, Chordata, Actinopteri, Pleuronectiformes, Pleuronectidae. Bases 266 to 3208 code for a protein of 980 amino acids. Gene Ontology annotation, biological process: protein phosphorylation; IRE1-mediated unfolded protein response; mRNA processing. The transcript is spliced from 24 exons.